Molecule: messenger RNA, 601 nt
Organism: Amphibalanus amphitrite
Lineage: Eukaryota; Metazoa; Arthropoda; Thecostraca; Balanomorpha; Balanidae
Product: cuticle protein CP14.6-like
Exons: 3
Coding region: 47-388 (113 amino acids)
Cellular component (GO): chitin-based extracellular matrix
Molecular function (GO): structural constituent of chitin-based larval cuticle
Source: RefSeq, a predicted model, not a curated record
GUAUGAUCGCAGCAAUAGGCAUCAGUCGAUCACCAAAAGCUCAACAAUGAAGACCAUUCUCCUCCUCUGCCUGGUGGCUGUGGCCGCGGCCGACCAGAGUGCACGGAUCGCCAACUUCCAGUACGGCAUUGAGGAGGACGGAUCCUAUGCUGCCAAGUACGAAACUACCAACGGCAUCAAGUCUGACGAAGACGGCAUCUCGUACCCCGGCAACAUUCCCGAGUCUGGUAACUACGUCAGGAGCGGCACCUACUCGUACGAAUGGGAGGGCGUCACCUACACUGUGAACUGGACGGCCGACGAGAACGGCUUCCACCCGGAGGGUGACCACAUCCCCGACUUCAGCCACACUCGCGAGCACAUCGGUGGUGUUGACGAUCAUGAGUAAAUUUGUGAAAAUCAUUCAUCUACAGUAGUCUCUCAUCAGAUUUUGACCGGCGCUGUGGCUGUGGCCACUGUGUGGAACACUAAAACGCCAUCAUAGCCUGCUAUAUGUGUUCGUCCACGUCUCUAUAUGUGUUUGUCCCGUGCAAUGUGUGUCAUGUGACUCGUCCACUUGUUGUGUCCCGAAACACUAAAGGAAUACAAUUAUUUUUUUAAU